This is a messenger RNA of Ilyonectria robusta, 10094 nucleotides long. RefSeq lists its product as uncharacterized. The coding region runs from base 1 to 9909 and encodes 3302 amino acids. The transcript is spliced from 10 exons. NCBI's taxonomy places the organism in Eukaryota, Fungi, Ascomycota, Sordariomycetes, Hypocreales, Nectriaceae. The record is from RefSeq and is a predicted model, not a curated record.
AUGGCGACCCCAGCUGCACCCCACAAGCAUACGGAUCUGUCUGCCAACGAGGCACUCUACAACCACCUCGUUUUGCCCCCUCAACUACCUCACCGCGAAGACCCGAAUCUUGCCGAAAUCGAGAAUGCACUCAUAGAUCGCGUUUUGGGAGCUAUCAGGAGCCUACGAGACAUUCCCGACAAUAAGAGUUCGGGACCGACCUGGGCUGCUGUUAGUCGCAGCAUUCAGGCUACCAAAAACAUCCAUUUCGGCGGACGGGUUGAUCGCUCUGUUCUCGCAAGGGAGUUGAACAGCCUUGGAGAAUUCGACUUCCUCGUGGUCUACGUUCACUGCCAGAACUGCGCUUUGUACAUUCGGCGCUCAAGGGAUCCUGUUCUUGGACCAUCCGUCAUUAUCGAGGCUUUCGAAGCCUCCGCCCGAAACGAGGAUAUCCUCGCUGCCGAGAACGCUCUCCAGUGGGACUUCCCUGGAUGCGCCGUUGCCAUCUCCAUGGAGACCUUUUUCGACGAUGGCUUCAUUAACAAUUUUUCGUCAUUUAUUGAAAAUGCAUCUCGCGAAUCCAUCAAAGAUUUUGCUGCACACACGUUCAAGGCUGGUGCCACCAUCUUCGAGUAUCGCAAUACUCCUGAGCCUGCCUUGGUCAGUUCCAUGUUGAUGGGGAUUCUUGAAUCCAACGGCCGUCGAUUCGCACCCACGCUGCUACAAAAGAAGAUCCGAGACGAUGUGUGCUGGAAGAAUGCAAAGAGCCCUUGGAGGCGCUUGCCGUACUGGCUUGUCUUGCGUGUGGCAAUCGCGCGUUUCCUCUCUGCUCGGAUGGGUGGUGAAAUUGGUCGUGCUGAGUACAAAUUCUUCGUCCUGCAGGUUCUUGCCGAGUUCCUCUUCAGCUUUCAGGGCUCAGAGACCAGCAUUGAGCGUAUGGAUUACCUCAAAAAGAAGAUUUGUCGGCGGAUUGUCAAACUCGAGGCCGACAAGGAUCGUGCAUGGAGUCCCAGCACCCUGAUUCGCAUUGAGUACCUCUUUAUUAGAUCGGAACCAUACCUCAGGAAAGCCGUAAACUUCGCAUCGGAAUUCAUCGAGGCAUCCUGGAAACGUCAGAAGCUGAAUAUGCAGAAGCAAAUUCCCAACCUCCCACGCCAGGCAUCCCCGACGGAUUUGCGCCUUGACUUGCACGUCAGUGGCCAGCACCUUCAGGAUAUUAUGGCUGGGUGGGCUAAGCCCCGAAAACGUGAGACUGAACUUGUCAAUAUGAGUGUGGAUGAGGCCGCAAAAAAGCACCUCAACGCAUUCGCUGCACUUCAUUUCGAGUUGGUCGAAAGCGAAAUGGCCUCCAAGCAGUUUUGCCUCGAGCCACCGUCAUCGUCAGCCCGCGAACAGCGAAAAGUCAUCGGUCAAGCUUCCCAAAGAAUCCACGGCUAUUUGGAACAGGCUACCAAGUUGUACCGGAACAAUCCCCAGCUGAUGAGUACUGCGAUUCUCAACCUCAUGGACCUUUGGGUCAGGAUGGACAAGGAUGCCUGCGGUCUUUACCCACUGUUGCGAGAAUAUCAUCCCGUGUUCCUCCCCAACAUGCUGGAUGUUUUACUGGCUUCGAAUUUCGACGAUAUGGAACGCGUGCAGAAAAUCCAGCUCUACCUCCAGGCCAGAAUCGCGGCAUGUGAAAAAUCCGCCCCGGACAUCUUUGGGGAUCCAGUUUGGGGAUCAUUUGGCCACAGAUUCUACGAAGAGUCUCCGGAGUCCGCCCUGUUGAAAGACCUUCAUGGAGAGAUUGAGCACCAAGCUGAGAAAAUGCGAAUCGCAAAGGAGAAAGAAUGGAAGAUCAAGUCCGAAGAGUACGCCGCCCUCUCAAAGAGAAUUGAGGACGCGGCUUGUCUCUACAUAGUCGAUGAAAACAACCCACUUGGUCGCGGAAUUCACUCCAAGAGUUGCAAUCGCUGCCACAUGAUGCACCAACUGACGAGGAUGCAUAUCAGAGCGUACGAGCAUCCACUCCCAUCAGAUCCAGUGGUCGCUAAGGCUGUUGUUUUUGAGCUGGCGUGCCCGGGGCCGUUUGCCACCUACCGAGAUACAACUUGGCGAUUGAUUGGCACAUUGGCGAUUCCCUUUUUCAAGGACGACACCAAACCCAGGUGUUUCAUCAGAGACUAUGAGCAGCUCAGCGACUUUGCCAACGAGAUCACGAUGAGUUGUUCCUUGGCAUCCAAGACAAAACCAUGUAAGAUUCCCUCUCCAUUGGGGUGGAACCGAACUAACCAAAAGCUUACAGUCUUGACCACGCACUAUUCAUCUUUGUGCUUCCCAGUUGAAUGGGAAAGUCCAAAUGGAAAAGAUGGCGUUUGCCGUCCAAAUGGCCUGAGAUUAACCUUCUUCGAUGAUGAAACGAAAACUUGGCCUAGCGACCGGAGCCCACGCCCGACGUUUCUGUCCCACGUCAAGCUGCAGAUACCCAACUCUUCUCCAUUCUCGAAGCUACUUCAAGACUCGGCUUUCGUCGACAAUGUCCAUGGGCCAUCUUCAUACGAGAUCGCUUCGACAGCAUCAAAGUGCCCUUCGGGUAUUAGUGCUCACGAGUACCUCGCCUUCCAGACAAUUGCCUCUGGAAAGUCUCGUCGAUGGCCAUCCAUCUUGACGGAACUCGGCUCAGCCAAUCUCAACUUCUCGAAUGAGGCUACCAUGCUGCUACUUGCCCACUUGACUGCUCAAUGCGGUCCUCGUGGAGAUGAGCAAGACCCAUUUCGAUUAGUUCACGCCACUUUUCGAGAUGGAUUGUUUUGCGAAAAGCUCAUCGAGCAGCUGGCGCACCGUCUGGACACUUUGUCCGCAAAUUGGAGAGAGACGUAUCUCAUGGAGACUGUUAUCUCACUGAGCCUACGAAUUGCCGAUCUUUCUAUGGCCGCAAAUAUGAACAGCAUCGUUCGGGCAGCGCUGGCUUUGCUGGCUCGGGCUAGAUCUAUUUGUGUUCGGUGGUUCAAAAUCCUCCGUGCGGAAACGUUCAAGGUCACAGACUCCGAGACGGCUCAGCGUUUCCAGCAGUACGCUUUGUGGGCAGGCUUGUUGUGUAAACAAACCUUCGCACUCCAUGCUAUUCGGGGUUUGGAGCUCGAUGAUGCUUCCAUGGAAUCAUUUAUCCAAGGGAGUAUUAUGGUACAAGACAGCUUGGUCGUCGAGCUGAAAUCGUUGCCUAUAACUCUGCAACAUGCUGUCAUUCGGGACAUGAGAUUGUCAUACACUCUUUGCCAAAGUAUCACCAGUGCGAUUUUGUCGAGGCCCGAUGUGUUUGGGUCUUCUCUGAAGGAAAUGUGGCCUGAAGAGGAACAGUGUGCGAGAAGGUUUUCUCACAUCACGCUUGAGGCACGGGACUGGAUUUCAUGCCGUGCAAUAGCAACCGAGGACACAAAUGCGCAAAGUGUUUUGUAUAACUGUGUUGAGGGCGUGCUGCUUGUUGAUGGAUCUCCCAUGGGGAAACUCCCCAAAGACCGCAGGAAAUGCCUCAUUUUGAAUGAGCUUUUUGGAGACCAGGUACUUCUCACGUACCCGUCGGACCGCCCACGAAUGCAAUACGCUCUUUGUGUGAAGCCCAAAGACUACCAGGUUCAUGUUGGAUUUUCGCCUUCUGGAAAUAUGGUUAUCAGAGCGUUUCAGCAGCCCUACUCGCUUCAGCUAAUCCCAAGGGAGACGUUUCGGAAUGGCGGGAACUGGGACUUACCAGGACCGUUGCUUGAUGACUGCUUCCAUUGGCUAAAUCUCAGAAACGGAGAGGUGAUGAUCACGAAGCGCCAGAGUCCGUGGCCAAAUCGGAACUUCAGAGGGUAUAGACUGAAGCUGCGAGAUGGGACAUGCACCCGGAUGCGCUAUCACGGGAACCAAACAAUUUACGACAAAGUUGUAAACCCCUACAGCCCUCUCUUCACUAGGGCCACUCGGAUUCUUGACUCAUUCGAGUAUCGUCAGCAAAUCAUGGUUGUACAGCCUGGGGGAGGUAGACACCUUCAGAUCGAGUUGCCGCGACUUCAAAUUUUAUUCCACGUCAACAACCAACUGUCACUGCAAUCUCCCCAGCUUCAGUGCGAGAUCGAUCGCAACCAAGAUGCCGGCACUUGGUAUGGCUUGCAAAGCAAACUUGUCUUGCGAAGCAUUUCAAACCCCAUGCAUCGGUCUGUCCUUGUCCCACUCGGGAAGCUUGCCGUUGCAAAGUCAGACGAAUGUCAUGUCGCUGUCCGAAUUGACCCUAACGGCUCAUACGGAAGAUACGCAAUCAACGAAACCUUGGGAAGAGUGGACUGUGCUGCUGAACCAGUAUUAGUUUACACCAAGGCCUUGCUUCACGCAUGCACAUCUUUCGUUCUUCCCGACCCUCUUACCGGUCGAACAGGAACUGAGGAGGCGAUCGAGUGGUUGAAGUCAGGCAUAUCGCAGCCAUGGGCUCCUCUAUCCCAAAUGCCAAUGGAAAUUUUGGAACGGAUUUCUCGACUCACUCCCCGACGUGAAUACUACCCUCGAGACCUACGUUUCAUGCGAACAGAUCACUGGAUUGAAACGCUGCCGGUGACUGUUCAAAGCUCGGCCCUGAGACCAAUUGUGGAGCAUAUUCUAGAGGUCUCCAAAGGACUCGCGGCGUUCUCGGAACAGACUGUUCAGCACAAAGUACUGCCGUCAUCAGGUGACGCCCAUUUGCACAAUCGGGCGCUCCUUCGACAUCAAGCUUUUGAAAGAUACGUCGGAGAUGCAAGCGACCGCCCGUUGCCUGCCGUGAGCAUCUACCAUCCACGCGACCGGCCGUCGCAUACAAAUACCAGGCACCGAAAUGUACUGGAAAUCGUCCACUUGAUCCGUACAUGGCCUCGAAGUUUGGAAACAACAGAGAACCUGGUUCAACGUCUUGCAGCUCAGAACCUGGUCGGUGGCUUUGGCUCAGCCUUUAAGAAAGGCUCUUUGAGCGACCGUCUCAAAGUGGACAUUGUCCAGAAUUGGGGUUCUCUUGUCAAAUUUGCUCAAAAGACCUCUGGUCGAUAUAACCUUAUGUUUUUGCUGGCGCCAAUAGCAUUCCGCAUCGACGCCGAGUUACCGCUCCUUCGUACUCUGGUCGCUUUUGCCGUCUUUAAGGAACUUCGGCAUACGGAAACGCCUGGGUGGAAAGAAUACAAUAAUUUCCAGCCCGAUCAAGUACCCCAACUGGAUCAUAUCCUCCAGGUGCUCAAGCGCUUCGCAACACCAGCUCCCGAAGACGAUACGGCUGGGCUGCGAGAGUUUGCGAGCGCAAAGCAGCAACGAAAAUGGCAAUCUGAGCGAUCAAAACACGAACGAAUGGCGGAAGAUGACUGCAAAUUCUUUGCAAAAUUUCUUUUGGAACAGUGGCCAUGUCUGGAGCCAAGCAUUCGCGGGCUUGAUCGUUCUGUGUUGAUUGACCUCCCCUCAGCGCUGGAGGCAGUCCGCCCGGAAUGGAGACGCCUCUACAUGAACAUGGAUUUGACGAAGCAUUUGCGGGGGGUCCAAAAGAUCUUGGAUCGACGAACAUCCAAGGUUGCAUACGAACUUCCUGCAACAGUUUUAUCCGAGGAAAUCUAUCCCCCGAGGCUCCGUGGGAAAGAAAUACUUGACCUGAAGCAACUGCUAUUGAAGCCUCUGAUCCCUCCACCUGUCUCGCGUCCCUUUGAGAAGCCUGCGAAUCAGCCAUUCAUGAACCAUCCAUUCGUAUCUCAGGAUGAAUUCGUAAAACAGGGCAUGAAGCAACUUGUUUGGCCAGCAAAUACGAACCUUACUUCCGCGAGGCGACAGGUCGGGUAUCGCCAUGCUUCAACAGGCAAAAAGUAUGCUUCUACACCUUUGCCAACCCCUGACGACAUCAACAGGUCAACUUUGGAGUUGGAGAUGAUUUCUAAGCCUUUGGAGAACUCAAGCUCUGCUCAACGACGCCGGUACGCAGAGGACCUUCAGAAAAGUCUGGUAGCAUUUAGGCGCCUUAAUCCUUCAGCGGACGCAACCAGCGAGCUAGUUCGUACAAGGGAAUCAUCGAUUGUUGCAGUCUCUCGAAGUCUUAACGGCUCUUUCGCGAAGAUCUGCUAUGCUCUCAACGCCGUGAGCCAAAAUUGUUCUGUGAGACGGAUCGAGUGGCUUAAGGCAGGAGGCCUUUGGCCAGUCGUGACGAAAGGCUCACUCCUUGGACAACUAAGUUCCAUCUCCUCCCAAGACCUCUUUGGAAGUGGCUUUCGAAAGGAGUUGAUCAAUUUGGGCGUGAUUGUCACAGCCCUUCAGCGGGAAAUCCGUCUUCAUGACCUUGCCCUGAAGAACGCCACGGGACAAUACUACGAGGAGGAGGCGAACAAAGGCCAUUCCAACUGGAAUCCGGAUGAUCACCCUGACUGGUUGUUGUUGGAGAUUGAAUCUAACCUGAUGAUCCGGCCCGUUCAGAUCGAUGUUGCUUUGGCAACAAUCUCUCCCGAGUCAGGGUCGAAUUCAGUUCUUCAGAUGAACAUGGGACAAGGCAAAACCUCUUGCAUCAUUCCGAUGGUUGCUGCUGCUCUUGCCGACAAAACAAGACUCGUGCGAGUUAUUGUUCCAAAGGCAUUGCUCCAGCAGACUUCCCAAUUGCUCCAAUCCAGGCUCGGUGGCAUACUUGGGCGUCAAAUUCGACACGUUCCCUUCUCUCGAAGGACGUCAACGACAAACGAGUCCAUCAAAGCUUACCUGGGAAUCCACAAGGACAUGAUGAAUUCGGCGGGGAUAAUGAUCUGCCAACCUGAUCAUACGAUGUCCUUUAUGCUCAGCGGAUGCCAGCGUCUUGUUGAUGAUCAAAUCCAGCACGCUCGACCAAUGAUAAAUGUCCAGAACUGGCUCACCAGGGUCUCGAGAGAUAUUCUCGAUGAGUCUGACUACACUUUGGCGGUACGAACUCAGCUGAUCUAUCCAUCUGGCUCGCAGAUGACUGUUGACGGCCAUCCCGAUCGAUGGCUCGUUGCCGAAGCAGUUUUACGACUCGUUGAUGCACAUGUGUCAGAACUCUGUUUCGCUUUCCCACACUCCAUCAGCAUAAUUAGAAGGAUGAGGUCAGGGUUUCCACUGAUUUACUUCCUUCGACCUGACGUUGAGGAUGAGUUGAUUCGACGAGUGACGGCUGAUAUUUGCCGAGGCUUGGGUGGUAUUCUUCCGAUGUCCAUCCACGCGAUGCCACAAGCGGACAGAGUGGCCAUCAAAGAUUUCAUCUCUGCCGCCAGACCCCGAAACUCUAGUUUCAAUCGAAUCCAAAAGCUCUGCCCUGAUCGGCCCAAUCUUCGACAGACAAUCUAUCUCCUCCGUGGACUCCUUGUCAGUCGAAUAUUGAUGACAACCUUGAGGAAGAGAUGGAACGUGGAGUACGGCCUCCACCCAAACCGCGACCCGAUUGCAGUUCCUUUUCAUGCAAAAGGUGUCCCGAGUGAGCAGUCUGAAUGGGGUCAUCCUGACGUUGCAAUCCUACUCACAUGCUUGGCUUUUUACUACGACGGUGUCAACUUGGCUCAGCUCAAACAGUGCCUUGAGCACAUUCUCAAAUCGGAUGACCCGUCGGCAGAGUACGACAAAUGGGCAACGAGCAUCUACAAUUACCCAUCUUCCCUCCGAGCCUGGAAUUCCAUCAACGUGGAUGACGAAGUUCAGCUGGUGGAGAUUUGGAAGAACGCCAGAUACAAUGGAGUGGUGAUUGACUAUUUCUUGAACAACUUUGUUUUCCCUAGACACGCCAAACAAUUCAAGGUCAAAUUACAAUCCAAUGCCUGGGACAUUCCAUUGUUCCAGGUGGCUGACGAACCCAACAACCCCAAGAAGCCAACGACCAAGCCAUUGACCACAGGCUUCAGUGGCACCAACGACAAUAGAACCAUGCUGCCUCUGAACAUCGAGCAGCAAGAUCUGCCAAGUUUGCUGCACACAAGCGCUGAAGUUUUGACAUACCUUCUGCACCCACGCAAUCGCCAAUGUGUCCUGCCUCAUCAGUUGAAGAGAAACAGGUUUACAGGAAGAGCAUCGGAGAUUGAUCUACUUCAUGGGUUGAAGGAGAGAUCAAUUCGCGUCUUGAUCGACGCAGGCGCUCAGAUUCUUGAAAUGAACAACGCUACCCUGGCUGAAGAGUGGCUGAAGAUCGAUGGAGGUGCUCUUGCAGCCAUGUUCUUUGACGAAGGAAACAAGCCUUGGAUUGUUAACAAGCAAGGAAGAAGAACGCCCCUCCUCGCGUCACCAUUUGCGGACGAUCUGGGGUCAUGCUUGGUAUACCUGGACGAGGCUCACACCCGUGGCACUGAUCUCAAAAUCCCGCCACAUGCUCGGGGAGCUCUCACACUUGGCCUUGGUCAAACAAAGGAUCAUACAGUUCAAGCUGCCAUGCGUCUACGUCAGCUUGGAACAACUCAAUCAGUGACGUUCUUUGUUCCUCCCGAGGUCCAUCAGGGUAUCGCAGAUUUACAAGGGAAAACUAUUCACGACCCAGUAGACUCUAGUGAUGUUAUCGAAUGGCUCCUUGACAACACCUGCGAAAGUAUUGAACAACUGCAACCAUUGUUCUACUCUCAGGGAGUCGACUACUGCCGGCGUAUGCAGGCUUCAUUGGACAACCCCAUGUUCUUGACGAUCAAGCCACAGCGGGAGAAGUACGUUGCUACAAUCAAGCAAGAUGAACAGCAGACGCUACAGCAGUUGUACGACCCAAAACCGAAGGCGCGCACACUCGCACCAAAGGAAUCGACAAACGGACAUCUCAAGGGGUUCAUGAAAGACCUCAACUCCCGACGAAAGAGAUUUCAUGAUAAUGGACGAGCGGUCCACUCCUCCGCGCUACAGCAAGUCGAACAGGAGCGAGAGGUCGCAUUUGAGGUGGAAUCGGUGAGACAGGUGAAGAAGCCGUACCAUUACGCAGCGCAUUCAUUCCCGGGGCUUCAUCCCGACCUGGAGAUCUUUGCGCGAACAGGGCGAAUGCCAGCGGACGCUCAUUACUUCACCCAUGUGUUUUCAUCCCUGUCCAAGACAGGGCUUGGUCGCAAGUUCAGAGUCUCGCGGAACGCCACAGAGUCGAAGCUGUUUGUGACGGGCGAGUUUGAAAAGACGAUCAAGCAGAAGCUUGAUAAUGCAAUGGACAACUUUUUGCGGCCGGUGAACUGGCUACUUUGGAGCCCCAUCGCGGAGACGGCUAUCGUCAUCAUUCCUGAAGAGGCAGAUGCCCUCAUCCCCAUGUUGCGGGAUCCGGAUAUCGCAUUUAAGACGUACCUCCUCACUUAUGCUGCGCCGAUUACCCGCAAGAUGCUGCAGUUCAACGACUUGACCUACUACAGCGUCCCACCACUUCCCAAGGAAUGGGUCGCUCCAAAGUGGCUUCGCGUUGAGCUUGGUGUUUUCGCCGGCCGUCUCUACUUCGAAUGGAGCGAGUACAAGCACAUGUGCGAGCUUCUUGGUAUUCAAGAAGGUGUUGUGGAAAACGAGGACCUGGAUGUUGUGAUGGCGAUGGACGGCGCCGGCGACGAGGUGGUGCCAGAGGGUGGCCUGCGAUCGACACCUACGGUUCAGGUGGACGAGAUCAAGUUUGCCAGCAGGCCCUUGACCUUCAUGCAAGAAUGGCUUGCGGUCCGCCGUCGUGGCCAGGACUUCGCACACAGCCCGAUGGGAUUCGUCAGCCAAGGCAAGCCUCUUCAGUCCGAACAUCCCUUCUUUACCCAAACCGAGCAGGAGACUCCAGACGAGAGAGACUUGGUGCUUGCUCCAGUCACCCAUAAGCCCGGCACCGAUUCCCCGAGUUACGCGGAUGACGAUGACUACCAUGGUGUGGAUGACAUGGGCGCCAAUACGGCCGGGGACAGCGAUGCAUGCGACGAUAACAUUGUGUACGACGAGUCGGAAUAUGGCAGCAGCAGAAGUCGCUCCGCGGGUGAGUCUAGCAGCGGAUCAGAGUAGUUGUGGAGCGGGAUAUAUUGUGACGAAUAUUCUGUGUUGGACUUGGGUCAUCUUGGAAGGGCAGAGAGAACAUUUGGCAGUGUCUUAUGCACUCAGCCUGUUCUGCAUAUGACCAAAAUGUUGAUUGGGAAGGAAUUGGGUUUGGUUAUUUGUGUCUUUGGUUGGCUAAUUUUUGUUUGAGUAUG